AUGCUCGCCCACCGCGCCCUCCUCCUCCUCCCCUUCCUCUCGGCCACCCUCGCCAGCACCGCCCCAGGCCGCCGCACCUCCACGCCCGCAACGCUCCUCCCGCGCGACAACGACAGCGACGAGUGCUCGGACGGCUUCGCCCUCUGCUCCGAAGGAUCGUGCUACCCGCUCGACGGAUCUACCGACACCGACGACAGACGGGAGAUACUGCGACCCCGGGUGAGCGCGUCCUCACUUUUCGAGGCGUCGCGGGAUCGAUCGCUGACGGGUGCCCGAAGGUUCACUUGCCAGACGGACGGGUGCGUGCUGGGUAACGGCGCGGCGGGGGCGCACCCGGCGGCCGCGGGCACGCUCGCGGGGCUGCUUGCCGUCGGCGCGGCGUUCGCCCUCGCUUGA
Molecule: messenger RNA, 396 nt
Organism: Epithele typhae
Lineage: Eukaryota; Fungi; Basidiomycota; Agaricomycetes; Polyporales; Epitheliaceae
Exons: 2
Coding region: 1-396 (131 amino acids)
Source: RefSeq, a predicted model, not a curated record